Messenger RNA from Dermochelys coriacea (leatherback sea turtle), 3978 nucleotides. It is a transcript of the gene GUCY2C, whose product is annotated as guanylate cyclase 2C. The coding region runs from base 1 to 3210 and encodes 1069 amino acids. The transcript has 27 exons. Gene Ontology annotation, biological process: cGMP biosynthetic process; receptor guanylyl cyclase signaling pathway; protein phosphorylation. Gene Ontology annotation, molecular function: peptide receptor activity; guanylate cyclase activity; ATP binding. The record is from RefSeq and is a predicted model, not a curated record. NCBI's taxonomy places the organism in Eukaryota, Metazoa, Chordata, Testudines, Dermochelyidae.
AUGAGACAAGGAAUGCUGGGUCCGGACCUCUGGCCAACGCUCCUCUGUCUCCAGCUGCUGUGGCAGGUUGGUGAGGGCAAGUGUGUCAAGGACAAUUAUGUAAUCAAUGUGAUGCAGCUGAAUCACACAGACCUUCCAUGGACCUUCGAUAAAAUAAAACCAGCUGUGCAGCUGGGACUAAGUAUGGUAGAAGAGGAGCUGCAGAGUGCAGGAAAAAAUGUGACAAUCAGCGCCACCUACCAUGACUUCAACACAUCACUGUAUGUCUCACAGGGCUGUCGCACUACCACCUGUGAGGGUGUGGAGGUCAUCAAGCAACUCUAUAAUAGCGGCACACUUGGCUGCGUUGUCCUGGGACCCACUUGUACUUAUGCCACGUACCAGAUGUUCUCCGUUGACACAAUAUUGGGCCUCCCUCUGAUCUCUGCAGGGAGCUUUGGGCUGUCAUGUGACUACAAAGACAACCUAACUCGAAUCCUGACUCCAGCCAGAAAACUGACCUACUUCUUCGUUGAUUUCUGGAAAGAGUCCAAAUUGCCAUUCAAAACCAACUCCUGGGAAUCCACCUACCUCUAUAAGACAAAUGACAUCCCAGAAGACUGCUUCUGGUACCUCAAUGCACUAGAGGCUGGAGUCUCAUACUUCUCUUUAAAGCUGACAUUCAAAGAGGUUUUAAGGACACCAGAAAAAUUAAAGAAAAUUGUGAAGGAUCAGACCCGGAAAAGCAAUGUGAUCAUCAUGUGUGGCUCUCCAGCUGAGGUCAAGACAAUCCUAGAGGGAGAGAAAGUAGAUGAGGACAUAGUCAUCAUCCUGGUGGAUCUUCACAAUAACAUGUACUUUCAGAACACCACCAAAUCAGACAGUUAUAUGCGGAAUGUCCUUGUCCUGACGCUGCCACCACCCAGUGACAGACCAAAUUCCACGGAAGAAUCCCUGCUGAAUAAUGACUAUAUUGUUGGCUAUUUGGAUGGAGUCUUGCUCUUUGGACACGUCCUGAAGAAACUUCUGCUCUCCGAACACUCAAUUGGGAGCCCCGCUGAUUUCACUGAACAUUUUCGGAACAUCACAUUUAAAGGUGCAUUGGGUCCAGUGACCCUGGAUGAGUUUGGAGAUCUUGAUGUCAAUUUGUCCCUAUUGUAUACAUCAGUAGAUACCUAUCAAUUCCAGACCCUCCUGCAGUAUGACACUCAUCAGAAUAAGACAGAACCAAUGACUACCAGCCCAUCUUUCAGCUGGAGGAACCGGAAGCUGCCUAAUGACAUUCCAAGCACUGGCCCGCACAUCCUGACUAUUGCUGUCUUUGCACUCACAGGGACCGUGGUGUUGGUUGUGAUCAUUGCUCCGCUGGUGUUGAGGAAAUACAGGAGAGAUAUUGCACUUCGGCAGAAGAAAUGGUCUCACAUAACACCUGACAAGAUCCUGCCUCUGGAGACCAAUGAGACAAGCCACGUCAGUCUGAAGAUUGAUGAAGACAAGAGGCGUGACACAAUCCAGAGACAGCGCCAAGCCAAAUAUGACAAGAAGGUUGUGAUCCUGAAAGAUCUCAGACAUGAUGGGAAUUUCACAGAGAAACAAAAGAUAGAACUGAACAAGCUCUUCCAGAUGGACUAUUACAACCUGACAAAAUUCUAUGGCACAGUGAAGAUGGACAUGAUGAUCUUUGGGGUGAUUGAAUACUGUGAGAGAGGAUCAUUGAGGGAUGUCUUAAAUGAUAAGAUCUCCUACCCAGAUGGCACCUUCAUGGACUGGGAGUUUAAAAUCUCUGUCAUGUAUGAUAUUGCCAAGGGAAUGUCCUACCUACACUCAAGCAAAACUGAGGUCCAUGGCCGCCUCAAGUCCACAAACUGUGUAGUGGACAGCCGCAUGGUGGUAAAGAUCACUGAUUUUGGCUGCAAUUCCAUUCUUCCUCCAAGGAAAGAUCUGUGGACAGCUCCUGAACACCUUCGUCAUGCUGAUGUGUCUCAGAAAGGUGAUGUAUACAGCUAUGGAAUCAUUGCACAGGAGAUCAUCUUGCGCAGGGAGACCUUCUACACUAACUUCUGCCGGGAUCAUAAAGAGAAACUUUACAGAGUGGAGAGUGGCAAAGGAGUUAGACCCUUCCGCCCAGACCUGAUCCUAGAGACUGCAGGAGAAAGAGAGCUGGAAGUGUUUAUGCUUGUAAAAAGUUGCUGGGAGGAAGACCCAGAGAAAAGACCUGACUUUAAGAAAAUUGAGAGCACUCUGGCUAAAAUAUUCAGUAACUACCAUAGUCAGACCAAUGAAAGCUACAUGGAUACCUUGAUCCGGCGUCUGCAGCUGUAUUCCCGGAACCUAGAGCACCUGGUAGAGGAGAGGACGGAGCUAUACAAGGCAGAAAGGGACAGAGCGGACAGGCUUAACUUCAUGCUGCUCCCACGGCCAGUGGUAAAAUCUUUGAAGGAAACUGGGCGGGUAGAGCCAGAGCUGUUUGAAGCAGUCACCAUCUACUUCAGCGACAUUGUUGGCUUCACCACGCUGUGCCAAUACAGCACUCCCAUGGAAGUGGUGGACAUGCUCAAUGACAUCUAUAAGAACUUUGACCACAUUCUCGACCAUCAUGAUGUUUACAAGGUGGAGACCAUUGGUGAUGCAUACAUGGUGGUGAGUGGCUUACCAAAGAGAAAUGGCAACCGCCACGCAGUGGACAUCUCUAUGAUGGCACUGGAUAUCCUUAGUUUCAUGGGAUCCUUUGAAUUACGACAUCUUCCUGGCCUGCCUGUUUGGAUUCGCAUAGGGAUUCACUCUGGUCCAUGUGCUGCUGGUGUGGUUGGGAUUAAGAUGCCUCGUUACUGUUUAUUUGGAGACACGGUUAACACAGCUUCAAGGAUGGAAUCCACAGGUUUACCUUUACGGAUUCAUGUAAGUGGGUCUACUAUCGCCAUCCUGAAGAGGACAGACUGCCAUUUCCAGUAUAAAGUGAGAGGAAAGACUUACUUGAAGGGCAAAGGAACUGAGAUUACCUACUGGCUGACAGGGGUGAAGGACCAGCAGUAUAAUCUCCCAACACCUCCUUCUGUGGAGAAUCAGCAGCGGUUGCAAGAUGACUUAGCAGGGAUGAUAACAGAGUCUCUGGGGAAAAGGCAGUCUGAAGGGGUCCUGGUCCGUGAGCCUUCCCGGGUGGGCAGCUACCGAAAAGGCACCCUAGAGUACCUGCAGUUGGCCACCACAGAAAAUUCCAGCACUUAUCUGUAAAACUGGAUGUCUAGUGUGACAUAAAAACCAUGUACAGGCUAUGGAAGAUACUACACAGAGGCUGGAAACUGGCACUCUUAGAGAGAGCUGGGGGAAAAAAACAAAUUCUGUUCUCUCUUUGGGAAAUGUCUCUACCACUUGACUUUUUAUCAGUGAAUCAGAUAGACCCUUUGCUGUGGUGCCAAAAUGUAGUUGCCUUCAUGCUUGCUGCAUCUUCCCAAUCACCUGACUUCACCCAUGCACAUCCACCCUGAUCUGGGGAAAGAGAAAAUAUCCAUUUGAGACUGAAAGAUACUGUCUAAUAUUUUUUAAAUGUGAUCGGCUGUUCAAUGACCCAUUUCCCAAAGUCUUCUCUGUAGAGUCUUAAUUUAUCGUGAUUUUAAACUUAGUGUUUAACUGUCAAUUUUUUAUUUGGAAAAAAGUGCAUGUAUAUAUUUUUGAAAAUAUUUAAAAUGUAUGUAGAUAUGGACCUGGAUAUUUUGCAAUUUUGUUUCUUUUGUAAUUUCCCCACUGUAUAUUCUCAAGUGUUUUGUUUAGUCAAAUUAAUCUAGCUCAAAAAAUGGUGCCUCCACUGUUUCGCUAAGGAGAUUAUUCCAAAAUUUGGAUGGCUUCUGAAGCAUAUCUGAAUCUCUUGGGUCUACAGAAUUAAGUUGGAAAUCUUGCAAAAAUUGGCUCUGUCAUAGUAUUUCACUACUUCUGCUUCUGGCCCCAAAACCAGAAACACAUAGACCACUGCAAACAUUAAAAAUAAAACAUAACGGAACAUAA